Messenger RNA from Pogonomyrmex barbatus (red harvester ant), 2547 nucleotides. RefSeq names its product Birt-Hogg-Dube. Gene Ontology annotation, cellular component: cytosol. Gene Ontology annotation, molecular function: GTPase activator activity. Gene Ontology annotation, biological process: positive regulation of transforming growth factor beta receptor signaling pathway; negative regulation of transcription by RNA polymerase II; positive regulation of TORC1 signaling. NCBI's taxonomy places the organism in Eukaryota, Metazoa, Arthropoda, Insecta, Hymenoptera, Formicidae. The record is from RefSeq and is a predicted model, not a curated record.
UUGCUUUUCUAUGGCAGUAUAUAUAUAUAUAUAUUGAUGGUUUUGCUACAUCACGCGUAGAUAUGUCAAUUCUUAGAUGGGAGUAAAAUCACGUUUUGAGUUUACGAAGAAAAAUGAUGAAAUGUCACAUAAUAUGGAAGAACAAAAUUCUCAGAUGGCAAAAGAAAAUAGUAUAUAUAAUAUAGGACCAGUAAUACAAUCUCGGAGUGGUCUAUCAUUUCUUACAGUUUUAACAUUUUCAUGCGAAGCCUUAAUAGCAUGUGCGAAACAACUCAAUAUAAUGGACGAAGAAUGUGGUGAUGGAAAUUAUGGAAGUAUACUUGCACAUAGUGCCAAUGCUAUAAAAUUAGCAAUCAAGGAAGGAAGAAUUUCAACAACGAGACCUUUUCUAACAUUUAUGCAAAUAAGCCAGAUCAUUGAAAAAGAAAUGGGUGGCUUAGAAAGUGGAAUCUACUCAUUAUUUUUUGAUAGUGUCGCUAAAAAUUUUCUUAGAUUUCAAAGUGACGAGCAAAUAACUGCCAACAUGUGGUUGACUGUUCUAACAUUUGCAAACAAAAUGAUAUCUGAGGUUAGUGGAACAUCGAUUGAUCAUCGAACCAUGUUGGAUGCUUUAAUACCUGCGGAAAAUGCAUUAAGAGAUGCAUUAAAUCUUGGCUCCAGUCCUGUCGAUGCUUUUGGAGAAGCUGUGAAAGCUGCUGAAAUUUCAGCUAUGCAAACUGUGCAUAUGUCUCGGUCUGUCAAUUGUACAAUUAAUAAGACAUUCAAAUAUCCAGAUCCUGGAGCACAUGCUGUUGGCAUAUGGAUGAGAGCUGCUUAUGAAGAAGAUGGAUCGGAUGAAUGUGAAGGCUGUCAAAGUAUUGGGAAUGUUAAAUAUUUAAGUAAUGAGCAUGAAACAAGAACAUCAUUUUUGUCUGCUCAGCAAUCAUUAAUGCAGGAUAUUGGAAAUCUUCUCAAAUAUGCAUGUAUUAGGAGCUUAAGUUGUGAGGUACACCCUGGUAAAGAAGGUGUUUGCUACUUUGGAGAUGAAUACAGGGGGCAUGUUUUAAGUCAUACUUUUACAUUGAAAGAUGCCCAGGCAAGAGGAUUUAGAAGAUGGUGCAGUUUUAUAGUUUUUAUGAGAGACAAACAAUUCUUGUUGAACAUGUGGCCAUUUUUAAUUGACAACUUAAAAGAGGUAAUUAGAGAACUGCAAGAUUUGGCGGAGAGAAGAUAUAAUGCGGAAGAAGCAGAGUGUCCGCAAAGGGCAAUGAGAUUAACAACAGCAAAUAGUGGAGCGAGUUGUCACAGUAUUUCUAUUAAACAAUCUAGAACACUUACCGAUAUAACAAAUGAGAAACAUGUUUUUGUAAGGAUUCAUAUGUGGUUAGUAUGGAUCCUCAGCGCUGGUGCUAGGCACUUUAUAGAAAUUUUUCCAAUGAGUUUAUUAGAUGACGAACUUAAUUAUAAUUUUGAACAUCAAAUUGAAACUGAAGAAGGUUUUACUUUAGUGAAUGCAAAAUUGCCGGUAAACUUUAAUUUUAACUGGAACGAUUCUGAGCUUUUGCCAGAAUUUUCUGAAAUCGCAGAAAAAUCAACCGCUGUAAUUUUACGAAAUCUAAAACGGAUACUUGGGAAAGAUCAGUUUAAACAGUUGCUAUAUUCUUGUUUAAUCGGUGUUCAAGUUUUGGUAAGAGGUCCAAAGAUUCAAAGAUUAGAAUCUUUGUACGGUCUUAGCAGUCUUGUUCCAAGAGCAUGUCGACGAAUAAAAACGCAAACAUUAGAAUAUAUGGAUCCUGAUACAUGUAACUUUAUCGGUGUAGACACUUCGGUAGCAGUUCCUUUACCUUGUGCAAGUGUAUGCAGGCUAGACAUAAUACUUAAUGAACAUAAAGUUGGAAAUACCAAAUCUCAUAUCGUUAAAUGGACUGGCAUUUUACCAACAAAACUUCCGACCUUACUAAUAAAGAUUGAAAAAUUACUCGACAAUGAGAAACUCGGAAAUUCAGUUUUUAAAGCACAUUUUGCGACUCUUCAGGAAGAAUGGGCCAACAUUGCGAAAGUUGUUCACGCGAUGCGUGGACGAGGUCAUCGCGGUGAUCUCUCUGGACUUAUGCUUAGUUUGGGCGCUGGACCUCAGGAUAAAAAAUUGCUGGAUGCAUGGUCUAUGGGAUUACCGUCUAACCCGGCAUAAUUUAUAAACAUUAUAUUGUUUUUAUCACAUAUGAUGUAGUAUAUUAUUGGCUGUAAUGUAAUAUUUAUUGCAGAUUACGUAUAUGUAUUUUAUCAAUUCUUCGCAUUUGCGAGGGAAAUACUGUGUGUUCAAGGUUGUAUUUUUUUUUUAUUUAUAAUUUAGUCAAAAAAUAAAAAUACGAGAACUAAACAUCUCGAUGGACUAAUUCAUUUAACGUAAACAUCAAUGAUGGAUAUUUUUUUUAUAUUUGUUACAUUUUCUUUAGAUUGGAUAAGUAAAAUGAAUGACAAAUAAAACUUGGUAGUAAUUUUUAUAACCAUAUAUACACACACGCACACGCAUACACAAUAAAUAUUAGCAUAAAUUUCUAACUUGUA